Molecule: messenger RNA, 1204 nt
Organism: Centruroides sculpturatus (bark scorpion)
Lineage: Eukaryota; Metazoa; Arthropoda; Arachnida; Scorpiones; Buthidae
Product: 4-hydroxybutyrate coenzyme A transferase-like
Exons: 6
Biological process (GO): acetate metabolic process
Cellular component (GO): mitochondrion
Molecular function (GO): acetate CoA-transferase activity
Source: RefSeq, a predicted model, not a curated record
GAACGUGGUUUCUGUAGUUUGGGAGGUUGCGUAGAAUCUACCAGAGCUGCAAUAGAAACAGCCAAAUGUGUUAUAGCACAAGUCAAUUUGCAUCAAAUUAAAACCUUCGGUGAUAGCCAAGUCCAUGUCAACCGCUUCGAUUUUAUAGUGGAAGGCCAUCAUGAGCUACCCGAGUUGCAAAUGAAACCCUUCUCCAAGGAGGAUUUAAAAAUAGGAAAAUUGAUUGCAGAUAACUUAGUAGAUGACGGUGCAACACUUCAAACUGGUAUUGGAUCAAUUCCCGAUGCCGUUCUGGCUUCACUGAAACAUCAUCGCAGUUUGGGAAUUCAUACUGAAAUGUUCAGUGAUGGAUUAGUUGAUUUGUUCAAUUCUGGUGUAAUUACUAAUGAAUACAAGACUGUCAUUCCGGGAAAGAUAGUCGCUUCUUUUACUCUAGGAACUAAAAAACUUUACGAAUUUCUAAACAAUAAUAUAUCUAUCGAGAUGAGGGAUAUCAGUUUCACUAACAACACGGGAGUGAUCGCUUCAAAUCACAAAAUGGUGGCCAUUAAUUCUUGCAUCGAGAUCGAUUUAGCUGGAGAAGUUGCAGCUGAUUGUAUUGGAUCUUAUAUCUAUUCAGGAUUAGGAGGUCAGGUAGACUUUUUAAGAGGAACUGCUGAAAGUUUAGACAGAAAGGGAAAGCCCAUAAUCGUUUUACAUUCGAGGACUAAUAAAGGACAGGCCAAAAUCGUACCUCAUUUAAAACCUGGAUCGGCAGUUGUGUCCACGCGUGGCCACGUCCAUUACGUAGUUACAGAAUAUGGAAUUGCUAAUCUUUUUGGCAAGACUCUAAGACACAGAGCUUACGAAUUAAUUCGAAUUGCUCAUCCGGAUGAUAGAGAAAAGUUAGAAAAGGCAGCAUUUGAUAGAUUUAAGUGCAUGCCUUCACCUUUAUGAGGAUACUUAAGCUGGACUCUGUAUUAAUCAUCCAUCAAAGAUUUAUUCUAUAAAUUUGUCAUUUUGAAAAUUUAGUGGUAAUUAUAUUUCGCAGACAUUUGUUCAACAUGACGAAUAAAAUAAUACAAAUGUAUUUAAAUACACAAACCCUGAGAAUUCUCCUUGUAAAAUACAGUAUCUACCAAUGGCACGUUAUACUCGGUAGCUUCAAGAGACCGCAAAUUUGAAUGCAGAGGUCCCAUGUAGACCUACAGUGUUGACUUCAAAC